AUGCCUGGUCGACACGCUGCAUCCCUUGUGCCCAAGGAGGAACACAGUCCUGCCUUGCUCAGGUUGUUGAAAUCUUCCCUCACCGAUACUAUCGUCGGUAAGUUUGGCGCUUCCCAAAGCCCACUCGUCCCGCCCGGCGGGCGCCGGUCGAGUCGGUCGCUUGGCAACUUCUGCCUGGCGGCCCGUGCCUCAAUCUCCGAGUUGCUAUCCAUCCCUUGGCUGUCACCCCUUGCAAGCAACGUACACUAGGAGAUUGAAAACGCGUGAUACUAACCACAGCAUCUUUUCACUCCCACAGAACAUGUUGCCCAAAAAGCCAUGAGUGUGAUCCGAUGCCGUGACGAGCCCCUGAACUCUUCCGCCGAAUCCUCCACCGCUCCCUUGCCCGAGCUCGACGACUUCAUCCGCGACAUCUGCCGCAAGUCGAGGUGUCAUGUCCCCACACUAUUGUGCACGCUCGUGUACCUCGAUCGACUGAAGGAUCGCUUGCCCGUUCGAUCGUGUGGCUCGCCAUCAACAAGACACCGAGUUUUCGUGGCUGCCCUCAUCGUCGCCGCGAAGUACCUCAAUGGUGAGUCACACUUGCCCCCAACACCUUCGUUGUAGUAGUUUUUUUUUAGUUUUUUUUUUUAAAAAAUUACUUAUUGUUUACCUUCCUUCGUUCAGAUUCGUCCCCUUACAAUAAGCACUGGGUCCGAUACGCCGGCCACUUCCGCCUUGAGGAGGUCAACCUCAUGGAGCGCCAACUCCUCUGCCUUCUUGAUUUUGAUCUUCGCAUCGGCGAGCCCGAGGUAGGCCACAUCCCGCCAUAACACCGCCCCUUCUGUGAUCAAAGUGCUUACCUCAUGUUCCUCUACUACAGUUGAUCGAGACCUUUGCUCCCUUUCUUGGUCCUAUCGAGGCGGGCAUGGCCGAGCGUCUCCUCCGUCGUCAAUCCCGACCUCUGCACCAACGCGCCGAAGCCUCCGACUCGGACUCGGACUUCGAUUCGGACGGCGACGAUACCUCUGAAUGCGAGAUGGACUCGGAUAGUGACGGAGAUUCUCAUUCUUCUGCUCCUUCAUCGACCAUCUCGCCUUCAUCAUCGACACUGGUCGCCAAAACUCAGGAGAUCCAACUCACGACGUCGAGUGCCAGUUCGGAAUCAUCCUAUUCGCCUCAGGCCGAGCACAAGGAUGAGGAGGACGAUCUCUUGUGCGGUAGCUCCGGUGGUGCUUCUCGUCCUGUCUCAUGGUCAUCAGCCGGAUCCGCAUCGACAAUAGCUUCCUCGUUGGACUAUUCAUGCCAUGAAGAAUCUUCCUCGUCGCCGACCUACUCUCCCCCCACGACACGGCACGUCUUUGUCAUCCCAAAACAACCAUCGGCCAUGACCACCGGGAGCGACCUGAUGCAACACCUCCAACGCAAGCUCGAUUUCCAGAGUUGGAUGUCAAGUCCUGGUUGCGGCGCAACAUCCACCAAGCGCAACGCCGUCUUGAUCUCUAGCCGGAUCGGCCCUUAG
Messenger RNA from Microbotryum saponariae, 1501 nucleotides. The record is from the annotation of a GenBank genome assembly. Lineage: Eukaryota; Fungi; Basidiomycota; Microbotryomycetes; Microbotryales; Microbotryaceae.